AUGUUUUCUACUAAAUUAUUCAUUUUUGCUACAUUUAUUUCUUUCACAUUUUCUGCGCCUACAAAAAUCAAUCCAGUGCCCGAUAAUGAUUCAAAUUUGGUUUCGAUUGAUGAAAAUAAUGGUGUGAGACCUGUACCCGAGAAUGAAGUAUCUAAAAAUAAAGAUAAAAUCACGACUAAAACUCCGAAUGAAUCAGCAUUCAGUUCAGCUACACAAGAUAAUUUCUCUGCUAAUUCUACCGAGUAUCCGAAUGUCGCCGUGACUGCUGAAACGCCGUCUGAGAAUGAGGUCACAACGGGAGACUUUUCAAAAAAUACUUCUGGAGCUUCUCAUGCACCAGACAGUGAAAAUACUGCGCCUACAAGUCUCCCUUCCAAAACCGAGACCGCUGGAACUCCAUUUGUUGAAAAAAAAGUCACCACUGAAACAGUUUUCCCAGCAACAGAACAAAACGAAAGGACUGCAGUUACCAAUGCUCCUACUGAUCACGUAACCGCUGGAACACCGUUUGCUGAAAAGGAAGGCACUACAGAAUCUCCUCACACGCCUGAAACAUCUCAUACUACUGAAUUAAACGAGGACACAUCAGCUACCAAUCCUCGUCCUACUGACUCCGAAACCGCUGGAACUUCAUUUAUUGAAAAAAAAGUCACCACUGAAAUAAUGCUUCCUUCAACGGAACUGAAUGAGAGAACUGCAGCUACCAAUAUUCCGACUGAUCAGGAAACCGCUGGAACGCCGAUUGUUGAAAAAGAAGGCACUAAAAAAAUUCCUCACAAGCCUGAAACAUCUCUUACUACUGAACUAAAUGAGAACACCUCAGCUACCAAUUUUCCAACCGAACCAGAAACCGCUGGAACUCCAUUUGUUGAAAAAAAAGUCACCACUGAAAUAAUCUUUCCUUCAACGGAACUGAAUGAGAAAACUGCAGCUACCAAUAUUCCCACUGCUCCCGAAACCGCUGGAACCCCGAUUGUUGAAAAAGACGAAACUACUCACACGCCUGAAAUAUCUCAUACUACUGAACUAAAUGAGAACACCUCAGCUACCAAGUUUCUCACCGAACCAGAAACCGCUGGAACACCUUUCGUUGAAAAAGAAGGAACCACUGAGGCCAUUGUCAAGACUUCUACUGAAACAUCCCACACAACAGAAAUGAACAAAAACACUCCCGCGCCCAGUUUUGCCACCGAACCAGAAACCGCUGGAACACCUUUCGUUGAGAAGGAAAUUACCACUAAAUAUACGGAAACCCCGACUGCAGAAACUGCAACUGAGCCUUAUUCUACUAGAAGUGAAGAAAAUAUGACAACAGCGACUCCGAAAGUCACUAAUACUGCAGUCCCCAAUAUGGAAACUACUGCUCCCCCCGAAGAACCUGAAACUGUUGGAACACGUUUUGUGGAAGAUGUAACAGAGAAAGCGAACACUCAACAAUCAUCUUCCGUCUCCUCGAGAAACACUAUGAAAUGGUUAAUUCCGAUUCUUCUAAUAAUACCUAUUGCCGUUUGCGAUGAUAUCACUUCCCCAAGUUCUGAAGAAGACACAGAUAUGACUGCUAGCCCUUCAACUACCACUCCGAUUCUGUCCACAGCUCAAAAUCUUGGGCAUCCAAAGACUUCAUCACUUCCGAUUUCACCUAUCAAGAACUCUGUUCCUACGUUCCCAUUAUCGUCAUUUGCAUCAGCUGAUUGGCUUUCUUCAAUGCCAACCGUUCAAACAUUGAUUCCAACUCCAUUGGCACCUACUACAUUAGAAAUUCCGGAUGAAAAAACGUUUGGAUUCAAUUCUCUGACUCCACUUUGGACUCUUCCAACCCAACCUCCGUCAUUUUCUCCAUUGAAUGAUUCUCCGAUCAAACCUUUGACCAAUCCAUUCCCACAGUUCCCAACAAUGCCAACUCUUCCAACGCUCCCAACUCUUGCCCCAUUCACUUUCCCAACACUUCCUCCGGCGACAACAAUGCAACCAAUAAACAUCACAAUUGAUCCGGAAGCCAUUAUGGAUGUGCCAGAGAUAAUCGCCCACUGGGGAUAUCCGGUCGAAACGCACAAAGUCGUCACAGCUGAUGGUUACAUUCUCACAUUGCAUCGUAUUCCGCACGGGAAAAAUGAAACCUCGAAAUCCGCUUCUAAAACGCCUAAACCGGUCGUCUUUCUGCAACACGGACUUCUUUGCACGUCUUCUAUUUGGCUACUCAAUCUACCGAGACAGUCAGCCGGGUACAUCUUCGCCGAUUACGGAUAUGACGUAUGGCUUGGAAAUAUGAGAGGAAACACUUACUCGAAACAACAUGUUAGAUUGACAUCAUCCGAUCCCACGUUCUGGAAAUUCAGUUGGGAAGAAAUGGCGAGAUAUGAUCUACCAGCAAUGAUUGAUUAUGUCUUGAAAAAUACCAAACAGAAGAACUUGUACUAUGUCGGGCAUUCACAAGGAGCUCUGACAAUGUUUGCGAAAAUGAGUGAAGACCCAGAAAUGUCACAGAAGGUUCGAAAGUUUUUUGCACUUGCUCCAGUUGCUCGAAUGUCUCAUGUCAAAGGAUUGUUCAAGGAUUUAGGGGAGAUUUAUGAACAAUAUAAUCUGGUUUAUCAAGUAUUCGGAGAUGGAGAGUUUCUGACCAACAACAUUUUCACAAAACUUCUGACAGACAUAUUCUGUGACCAAGCCGUGAACAAUCCACUCUGCGAAAACUUCAUUUUUGCUGUUUCUGGUCCGAACAGUAACCAGUUUAAUAACUCAAGAAUUGGAAUUUAUCUGGCACAUAACCCUGCUGGAACUUCAUCCAGGAACAUGCUUCAUUUUGCACAGAUGGUGAAAACAAAGAGAAUGUCUCGGUUCGAUUUUGGAAAAGAUUUGAAUCAGAACAUUUAUGGAGCUCCGUCACCUCCUGAGUAUGAUAUUAGAAGAAUCAACAGUUCUAUUUACUUAUUUUAUUCUGAUUUUGAUUGGCUUGCAAAUCCAAAAGACGUUGAAGGAUUCUUGAUUCCAAUGUUGCCAUCCAGAACGCUCAAAAAAUCAAUAAAACUUCGAGACUUCAAUCACAAUGAUUUUCUAUGGGGAAUGAGAGCAAGGAAAGAAAUCUAUGAGAAGAUAAUAAAUACAAUGAAGUUAGAUCAGAGAAGAGUGAAAUUGCAGCAUAGCAUGGAGAGAUUCUUUGAGAAGCAAAGGAGGAACAGUACCAGUUCAUUCAGUGAGGAUCGGAUGGCGAAGUUACGAAAUGAGACGAUGAGCCUUGAUUGA
Molecule: messenger RNA, 3240 nt
Organism: Caenorhabditis remanei
Lineage: Eukaryota; Metazoa; Nematoda; Chromadorea; Rhabditida; Rhabditidae
Exons: 21
Coding region: 1-3240 (1079 amino acids)
Biological process (GO): lipid metabolic process
Source: RefSeq, a predicted model, not a curated record